Messenger RNA from Thamnophis sirtalis, 2105 nucleotides. The record is from RefSeq and is a predicted model, not a curated record. NCBI's taxonomy places the organism in Eukaryota, Metazoa, Chordata, Lepidosauria, Squamata, Natricidae.
AAAUUUCUGUCGCUAAGCAAGGCAUUCGUUAAGUGAGGCGUGCCCCCAUUUUACAAUCUUUCUUGAUGCCUUUGUUAAGGGAAUCACUGCAGUUGUUAAGUGAGUAACCCGGUAGUUAAGAGCCUUCUCCGCUGACCUGGCACGUCAGAAGGUUGCAAAAGGGAUCGUGUGAGCCCCCCCUCCCCCUCCCCGGGACACUGCAACCAUCAUAAAUAUGAGUCAGUUUGCUCGGCGUCCGAAUUUUGGAUCACAUGAACAGCAACCGCCCCACUCUAAUGAUCUCCAGAAAUUCUACAGUUGUCCAUGAAGCCGGCGCUUGGAACGAACCCAAAUUGCUUGCUGCGAAUAAAUUGGUGCAGGAGCCCUUAACAAUGUGUGGGCUGUUUUGGGGGCUCCCAGCGGUAUUGAUGAUGGAGAAGAACUGGACUCAGUAAGGUCGCUUGGAAAGUCCCACUGGGGAAAUAAUUUCCCUUGGACCUUCACUCCUCCAUCAGCCAUGGAGUCUUUGGUGGGCAUUCAGGAAGCCAGCAAUGGUAUCCAGGGCAGUUCUGAACAGCCGCCAGACCUGGAGGCCAAAUCGAAGCGGACAAUGGAAGGAGAGGAUCUUAACUUGCUUAGCGUAAAUAACGGCGGCAUGUCAACGGAAGGGGACACCUUAGCCCUCAAGAGCAGCCAAGAUCCUUGCGCAAACGGACCGAUCUCUUACGACCCCGAACAGCCUGCGGCUUCAGGCCCCGCCGAAAACUCCCGGGGAAACGAACCCGCUUCAGGUGUGCUUGGUUUCCGUCAGCACCUACAGGCGUCUCAGGGCGGUAGUGAUGAGAGCUUAGCUCUUAGGAAGGACACCCUGCAGUCUCUCAAACUAAGCCUCCCUUUGCAAGAAACUGAAUUGUGCUCAGCCGAUGCUCCUCUCCCGCUGGAGAAGGAAGAACUUAUCCGUCUUCAGGCCCGCAAGCGCUUGGAAGAGCAGCUCAAGCAGUAUCGCGUCAAGAGGCAUCAGGAGAGACUAUUUACUGCUAAAAGCCGCCCCUCCAGCACCCUGGAUCCUGAGCUGAUGUGGAAUCCGGAGCUCUUACCGAGGGCCAGCCCCGUGGCGAUGACCAAAGAGUACUCCUUUCUGCGAACCAGUGUUCCUCGAGGCCCGAAAGUGGGGAGCUUGGGCCUCCCAGCUUCCUUGAAAGAGAAAAAAAGUUCCAAAUCUUCCCGAACAAGCCGGAUUCGGUCGCUGGCAGAUUACCGAACGGAAAACCCAGACGGGAGCGCCAGUGGGGCCGUCCCGGUGGCCGAUUCCUCGGGCGGCUCUCUGAAACAGAACUCAAACAGUCUGACCUCGGUUGUGUCCUCCAUCAGUCUGACCCCCGAUUCAGACGACCGCUUGGAAGCUUUGUCCUUGGCGGGAGACAGCGUGUCAGAAAUGGACGGCAGCGAAGCGGGAAUGAGGCUGGAUGGCAAUGAAAGUGACAGCUCGACCUACAGUAGCAUGUCAGGAAGAGGUCUCACUUCCUCCAGCCCCAAAAGCAAGCAGGGGAUGGCCUUCACCAUCAACGGGCAGGAGGUCCCGUUGGAUGCUGUUGGACAGUUUCCUUCCAUCAGGGAGGUACUCCAAGCUGCGGCAACAGAGCAGCGGGCUCAGGACCUGGAAGUCAACGGGGAGCCCAGAAGUCGGCGGGACAGUAUUUCUAGCAGCAUAUCCUUGGAAAGUUCAGUCGCAGGGACUCACGAUGAGCUGCUCCAAGUCCUCAAAGAGAAGAUGAGGCUCGAAGGACAAUUGGAGGCACUGUCAUUAGAAGCCAACGAGGCCCUCAAAGAAAAAACAGAAUUGCAGACCCAGCUGGCUGCGGUCCAGAUGAAGCUCCAAACCCACAUGGAGCAUUCACAGACCAGCCAGCAGAAGCAGGACUCCCUGAAUUCAGAGGUGGCUAACUUGAAGCAGUCCUGCUGGGACCUGGAACGUGCCAUGGCUGAGCUACAAACCACCUUGGAGGCCAAGAACGCUGGCUUGGUUGCUUCCCAUAAUGACCUGCAGUUGGCAGAAGAACAGUACCAGAGACUGAUGGGGAAGGUGGAAGACCUGCAGAAAAAUGUCCUCGGCAAGGACAGCAUGG